This is a messenger RNA of Leptidea sinapis, 5769 nucleotides long. It is a transcript of the gene Rbp6, whose product is annotated as RNA-binding protein Musashi homolog Rbp6. The transcript has 12 exons. The record is from RefSeq and is a predicted model, not a curated record. Gene Ontology annotation, cellular component: cytoplasm. Gene Ontology annotation, molecular function: RNA binding. Bases 566 to 1330 code for a protein of 254 amino acids. NCBI's taxonomy places the organism in Eukaryota, Metazoa, Arthropoda, Insecta, Lepidoptera, Pieridae.
GGCACCAUCCUUCGCGCGAUCACCAUUUCCAAUCGUUACGAAAAGUUUAUUUCGGGAGCGUAAAGUUUUUAGAGUUGAGUGCGCGCCGAAUGCACUUUGUUGGUGUGCUAGUGAUCGCCGUCGGGCGUCCGGCGCCUCUGUGUCGCUAUCUGCUCGCUUCUCUUGGCCCAAGAUAAAAACAACAAACAGAUUAGUCGACCUGCCCGUGCUAGAGUCGAUCGCGAUCGCUAGCCGAUCGUUGCGUUCGAUUAACGGGUGUUUUACUGUAAUGUUUUCUCGUAAUAUACUAAAUUUUCGAUAAGAUAAACGCCGCUACAUUAAUAGCCACAAAUAAAAUUGUAGGAUCGCAUGUAACGGUGAUAUUAACUGUGAAAGGUUUGAGUUUACCUCCAAUUCUUGUGUACGUUUGUAGGCUGUUUAAUGAGAAACUAAAUUGGGGUUGUACAUUUCUGAAUUGACAAAUUUCGGUCAGUACGAACGAGUACACAUAAAGAAUAAAGUCAGUAACUUUUUAAGAUAAAGUUUUAUUACGAGCACCGACACGCAAUUUCAGCACUUAUUCACCAUGACGGGUGUGAUGGUGACCCGAACAAAGAAAAUCUUCGUAGGAGGGCUAUCAGCACCCACAACACUCGAAGAUGUCAAGAAUUACUUUGAACAGUUUGGACCGAUUGAGGACGCAAUGCUAAUGUUCGACAAGCAGACCAACAGACACAGAGGUUUCGGUUUCGUGACGUUUCAAAGUGAAGAUAUAGUAGAUAAAGUGUGUGAAAUACAUUUUCAUGAAAUCAACAACAAAAUGGUGGAAUGCAAAAAGGCACAACCGAAAGAAGUGAUGCUUCCAGCAAAUUUGGCUAAGACGCGAGCUGCAGGGCGUGGGGCCUACGAUUUCAUGUGGUCAUUGGGUGCUCUUCCUGACGGGUUCCCAGCUGCAUACGCUGCCUACGCAGCAGGACGUAGUUAUUCGGGCUAUCCUAGCUUCGGGCUGCCGUACCCUGCAGUGGACCUGACCAACGGACAACUAACACCGAAUAACAACACACCGCUACUAGCUCAGGCGCUCUCAGUGAUGAACAACUACCAAGCUGCGGCGGCUGGGUUCGGACCCCCCGCAUCUCCGCACACGGCCGGAGGGAGGGCUGGAUUCCCCGCCGCCAGCUCGCCGGGCCCGGCUCUCGACGUGUACGGAUCAGCAGCGGACAGUGUCGGUUACGUGCAGGCAGCCAGCCCCCAGCCCUCGGGAUUCCCCGCAAUAGCUGUCAGCCGCGCGCCCCUCAAUUACACCCCGGGACCCCUGAUUCCUGCGGCAUUCACCAACGGUUAUCAUUGAAAGCGUAAUAGCACAAAUAUUUACGUGGCGAGCGGCGUGGCGACGCGUUAUGUGUGAAACUUUUCCUUCUGAUUCUGUUACACUGAACGGCGACCACUACACCGUCGACGUCUCUGCAUAGCCCCUACUCACCGCACGUACUCCGACGCGCGUCGGCCGCGCCACGCGCCGCAGCGGCGACGGUCGUCUACUCCGUCCUGCCAUCGCGCGGACUGAUCCGUCGACCGCGGCAUCACAAUCUCACAAUUUUCCAUCCCCGAUCCCUGCCCUCUACUCCCACGACUCAACCCUGUCUGUUGUAAAUAAUAUUAUGCUACUUUUUGUCGUGUGAACAAGAUAUAGCUUAACAAUUAACAAGUAUUUUUUCAAAAAAAUUCUCGCUUCGACUGUAUCGUAGGUGUGUUGUCAAUAAUAUUAAUAAAUAAUAAAAUCACAAAAACACAUUUGAUAAAAAAGCCAUCCAGAUGGUUAAAUUGCAGGGAGGUGUAUUUAAACUUUUUAAUAUUCAUAAUUAUAUUUAAGAUUAAAUCUUGCAUCUCUAGACGCGCGAGUGUUUUAGUUGUUUAGAUAGUGUAACAAUUCCCCCGGCAUGUCUUGACUCGUGCCUGUCCUUCGAAUUUGAAUACCACGCUAUGACAUUCUCUGUAGGAAGUUUAAAAUAAGAUUUCUCAAUGUUUAUAGGGUUUUGGGCAGAAUUUUGAGCGUAUCUCUAGUAGCAAUAAUAUAGCCUAUUCUUCGUAUUCUGCGUGAAAGGUUCAAUUCGUAGAUAGCGGUAUAGGUUGGUUGGUAAGGGCAGACCAGACGAGUCGCGACGCGCGAUGCGGCAUGCCGCAGCUACGACGGACUUGAACAGGUGAUUGAAAAUGGAUCGCUACUUUACGCUCGGAGACAAUAACAUGGUUCAAGACACCCGCGCGUUCGCCGCUAGCGUCCUCGCUUGUCCACCGACACAUAUUUUAUUCUAUUUUUAAUAAUAAAGUCAAAUAUUUAAUUAUAAUAUUACGAUAUUGCGCAUAUUUUAUCUAUAAAUGUGAUUACUUUUGCCUAAUUCGAAUUGUAUAAAAUCACCUUUUUUGCAUCUAUUAUGUUCUGUAGCUAAUUUUUCUCGAUUACUUCCCUAUAAGACUAUGUUAGAUAUUCGUAUACAUACUUUCUAUUAAUGUAUUAUGAUAGAACGUUUUAUCCUAAGGAUAACAUCAAAUUUACAAUUCAUAAAAACUUGGGAAGUUAAAUCAAAACAUUUCGAUGUAUCUCUCAUCUCGUUAAGAUAAUAAUAACUCAUUUCUAUCUUAUACCUUUGAUGUAGGCAUUGUAAUUAUAAUAUUGAAUACGAUUUUGUGCAUUACGUAAUUAAUAAUCAUUGUUUCUUUUCAUUGUAUUAACCUUAAUGUAAGAUCACUGUUGAAAAAUAUCCACGCCUCCGUUUAGUCACGGGGUCACAUCGUAAUUUAGGUGUAUUUCAAGUUUUAAUCAAUUUAAUAAGUAAACAUUAAAUUCAUCAAUUAAAUUUAUCCAUGAAGGAGAGACAGGGCAAAAUACAGCGUUAAAUAAACAACUUUGAGGUAAUAGAAUAACAUUUGAAGUCAAUUUUAAAUACAUAUUCUUUAGGUUACUCGAAAUGUUUUCAAUGACCACUUGUCUAGAGCAGUAAGAAAAGCGCUAGGCACGCGCCGUGAGUGUGGUAGGAAAAGGCUUUUCCGGCUAUAAUUGGCCUCCAUAGAGUUUCCUUACCCGUAAUCGUCGCAUGCGUACGUUUUUCAUUACACACGUGCACUUGGUUGCAUAGCAUUCAAUCGUUAUUUACUAUUAUUACUUAUUACAUCAAUUAAUUAUCAUCAUUACAUUAAUAAUUAUAAACUUAGCUAUUAAAUUUUAGAUGAUAAUAAUAAUAAUGAACAAUCUUUUAAAUGCUAUUAUUAUAUAAAUACGUUAUAAAUAUAAAUGUUUCCUGUUACAAAUAUUGAAAAUGAUACGAAAUUAAUCAAUAUUCUUUUUAAAGGUAAGUAAUGUAUUAUUAUUACUUAUGUGUAUGUAGUUAACUCAAUAUAGGAAUGUAUAAACCGGAGAGCGCUCGUCGCAUGGCGGCGCGUCUGCUUCGCGUUUUUGUUUGCAAAUCCAUUGUUCGCUAUAUAACGACGUCAUCGUAGGCAGAGCUACGAGCUCCGCGAGCUACGAGCUCCCCGAGCCACGAGCUCCGCGAACUACGAGCCGCGCUCGCCGAGCAUUCUACUCGGAUGCCGUGAUACCUAGCGCCGCGCUGUAUCGAGUACUUGACAGGAAACGUCUGCAGUUGUCUUGUUAAACGUUAGCUAGGAAAUUGAUAAUAAAAACGAAGGUGUGAAUCUAUUAUACUACGGUCGGAUAAAUGAUAUCAUACCUAACAAAUUAACGUAAUCAUUUUGUUUUAUAUUUAUGGUGUUGUAGGUAUUUAAGACAUUUUUUCUUAGAAUAUUUAAUUAUUAUGAAAUGUUAUAUUGUUAGGUCUGGGUUGACGGUGGUACGAUGAUUGGGCUCGAUCCGCCGUUAGCUUUCUUAUCCACUUCUACAUCCUCACUAUAAUCAUAUUUUCUUACCAACCUUUUGAUGUAAGAGAAGCGUACACGGCCGCUUGUUCCCGUGCCAGUUUAAGUACAAACAUACUUAAUUAUUAUAGUGUGAAAGUUCGUUUCGCUCGUUCGUGAGAAGCCAUCGGUUCGCCGCGAUUGCACGAGACGGUAACAAUUACUUUUUGUAAAUACAUAGAUAGCCGCAAUAAGAAAGUUAGACACCAACUGGUCGAGAAAUUAGACUCAUUCGAGCGUGAAUCAGGAUUAGCUUGACAAAUAUAUUAGUUUCAUUAUUUUUAUUGUCUAUUGAAUAUAAGUUUUUAUAGGUUCCUUUAGUUGCUAGAUCAAGCACAGGUCGCAAUAAUAAUGCAAUUUCGAAAUUGAAAAAUUUUGUCAUUCCAUACCUGGGAUUUAAAAUUGAGAAGAACUUUGAGGAAUUAUAUGAUCUAAAAAAGACAUUAUUUGUUAUGAAUAGCUAUUAUGGCCUGUGUGUAGAGCUAAAUUGGUGCGGUUCGGUUUGUGAGUUAUUGUUUUAAGAACUUAUACAAAAUCGUGAUGACUUUUCCAUAAUAUCAUCUAUAUAAUAAAAUAUUGUCACUCACAAAGCAAAGACCGCGUACUCUCGCUAUUAAUAUUCGUUAGUUUUAUUAUUUAACAGUCGCCAUUUUAGAGAAUGUGUUCUAUAUCAAAGUAAAGACUACUUAAUAAUAAUAAUGAAUAAGCGAGAUCUCAAAUUAAUUUUAAAAAUUCUUUAUGUGAUUCUAAUAUCGUAUGAUAUCCAUCUAUAUAUAAAAAUUAAUUAAAAAGAUAAUUUAUUAUAUUUUGUAUAAUAACUUUCUACAUUAAUUUACACUAUCUACAUAUAUUGUUAUUAAAUAUAUUAAUUAAUUUUAAUGGAAUAAAGUGACAGACUGGUAAUGUUCGUAGAGUCGCCGUGGCGGCCUUAGAUCAGUAGCUUUGCAUACUUGGCAAAUGCCAAUUAAAUGACUCAAGGACCAAGAAGAUAUAAUAUUCGCGCAGAACCGGACGCGCAUUGGCUCCACACGAACUGAUUCAAACUGUUCGGUAUCAUUGCAGCAUCUAAGCGUGUCUGUGAGAAUCGCGUUGAGAAUAGAUGUGGGCUGAGACGGCGGCGACCGAUACUUCGUACUGUUUGUUGCCCAUCCGGUGAAGCAAUGUGUCACGAGGCGUCCGCUCCUCGGGUCCGCUCGGGUGAACUCGGCCGCGAUCGCCGGCUCUCGCGCUCGCACCAUCCCCCCCGGCGUCGCUACCCCGCACCCCGCAUCCCGCACCCCGCCCCGCGCAACGCCCGCUUCAUUUUGUUCUCGCGGUUACUUCUCGAUUACGUGCUUCGCGUGCUGACUGAUUUUCUAUAGCAAUAAAAUUCAAUUACCUAAGAUUUUACAUUAAAAUAAAUUUGGAUUUAUAUACGUUCGAAUUUGGUGUCAUGUACAUUAAAAUUAGGAAAGAAGUUAAUGAUAGGCGAUCGAUAUGAUAUUUUCGUCAUUUCUUCGUGUAUAGUAUGUUACAAUGAAUCUGUAUACAAUAUGGAUAUAAAUCUUAUUGGUGAAUAAAACUAGUUUUUAUGGCAUCCAUUUAUUAAUAACGAUGAUAUCAAACAUUUUUUAAAAGCAGCGCAUAUGGCCGCAGCUCCGAUUUCGUGCACCAGUGCACUUUAACUUAUUGGAAUAUUACAUUAUUAUAACGUACAUAAUACUAUGAGAUAUUAUAUAAUCAUACAGCCUCUCGGGGCGCGUGUGUAUGGCGAUGCAUGUAUACACAUUGUGCAAUGUAUAUAUACCUACUAUAAUACAAUGAUUUAAGACGAGGUUAACAUCGUGCCGUGUGUAUUUGGUAAUAAUAAAUAUAAUAUGGACAUUGUUCAAACAAUAA